Hermetia illucens (black soldier fly) is the source of this 2480-nucleotide messenger RNA. RefSeq names its product WD repeat-containing protein 37 (gene Wdr37). Gene Ontology annotation, molecular function: protein binding. Gene Ontology annotation, cellular component: preribosome, large subunit precursor. The record is from RefSeq and is a predicted model, not a curated record. The transcript has 5 exons. The coding region runs from base 316 to 1731 and encodes 471 amino acids. NCBI's taxonomy places the organism in Eukaryota, Metazoa, Arthropoda, Insecta, Diptera, Stratiomyidae.
UUUCCAGUGGGAAUGUCAAAGUCAUCAAUAUGUCAAAAGCAGCCUUCGAUCUUCGACUGCAUCGUCAGGUAUUAUUUUGGUCGCAAUAACUUGCGGAAAAUCUAACAAUUUUGCAACUACUACCUACAAAUACGACGCUACUCUCGACGUAAAUGCCUGACUAUCAGUAAUACCAAAUAAAGCGUUUUUAAUCGUCGAAUUUCUUACUACAUUUUGCGUGUUUGCGAAUCCGUGUGCCAGGGGAAUUCGGAUAGUUUUAUGUUUUCAUCUUCACCGUGUUUUGCAUAUACCUGAAAAAUUUUUCAUCACAAAAUCAUGCCUCUGGACAGCACGGCUAGUGCGGGCAAAACGUCAAUUAUGAAACCGUCCAAACGCGCUUCGCGUCUGACCAGUCUAGUCGAAGACCUGAUACCACCGGACGAUGCACCGUUUCGAGCGCGCCUUCAUGUCCUUUUUUCGCAAAUUGAAAAGGAGUUCGAGCUUUUGUACAUCGAGAACCUGAACCUGCAAGAGAAACUCGACGCGAUCUACGCCAGGGAAAAUAUCGCUGGUGAUCGAGGUGUGAACACAGAGAUUUUGGAUGGCGACCCUGCUGUUCACAAGAGCCUGAAGGCGAAGUUGUCUGCAUCGGGGAGCAAAGUGAAAGCUAGUCAUAAGUUAAGAGCCCAGACGAGUCGAAUUGUGUCAAGUUUUAAGGCACAGUCGGUUGUUAGUUCGCUCGUACGUGAUUAUUGUGGCCAUAAAGACGGAGUGUGGCAAGUUUCGACAAAGUCAGGUCAGCCCAUAAUCGGAACAGCCUCAGCGGAUCACACGGCCUGCAUUUGGGGUAUUGAAAGUGGGCGAUGCCUGCUGCAGUACCAAGGCCAUGUUGGCUCAGUGAAUUCUAUUAAAUUUCACCCAAAUAAGGACUUGGUGUUGACCGCGAGCGGAGACGGAACGGCUCAGAUAUGGCAAGCCGCAGUUAACUGGGAUAUUUCCAUAAGGAAGGGCCACUCAUCGGAGGAGGAAUUGGAUGACAGUGAUGGGCAAAUGGAUGAACGUGAUCGAGUCGAUGUACUGCGCACACCAUUAUGCGAGUUUUCAGGUCCCGGUGGUCAUACGUCUGUGGUUGUCGCGGCAGACUGGCUACCGACUGGAGAUCAAAUAAUUACCGGGAGCUGGGAUCGUAGUGCAAUUCUCUGGGACGUGGAAACUAAGGAACCUAUCCAGCCACUCACGGGACAUGAUCACGAAUUAACACAUGUUUCAGCUCACGGCACGCAGAGAUUAGUGGUGACUGCAUCACGGGACUCGACAUUUCGUCUGUGGGACUUUCGGGAUCAUAUCCCAGCUGUUUCGGUGUUUCAAGGACAUACAGAGAGUGUUACAUCCACGGUUUUCACCAAAGACGAUAAGGUGGUAUCUGGUUCAGACGAUAGAACUGUUAAAGUAUGGGAAUUAAGGAAUAUGCGUUCGGCAUUAACAACAAUUCGAACAGACUCGGCAGUAAAUAGAUUGGCUGUCUCAGCGAGUGGUGUCAUUGCCAUACCGCACGACAAUCGUCAUAUCCGAUUAUUCGACCUAAAUGGGCAACGAGUGGCGAGGUUGCCGAGAAAUAGCCGCCAGGGUCAUCGUCGCAUGGUUUCAUCGGUAGCUUGGGCAGAUGAUAUGAAUGCUCACUGCAACCUCUUCUCAUGCGGAUUUGAUCGACGAGUCUUGGGCUGGUCCGUUUGCUUACCAAAGGAAAAUUAAAUGGAAAUUUUAGCUUUUACUGUACCCAAUAUGGUGCCGCCAGGCGAAAAUAUAAAAAAACUGUUUUAACUGUUAUAUCUAUAUGAUAGUGAUUGUUGUCUUUUUAUUAAAUUUUGUACAUAUCUUUUUAGUUGGAUAUUCAACUAAUAUUAAAAUCGAUAUAAUUGCAAUAUGUUAAUUGAAAUGGUACUAUAUGCCUUACGUCUUAGUAAGGGGAGCGUAAGGGUAAUGCAUAGUCAUGAAUAUAAAGUAUUAACAUUAAUCGUAUUAAAACUGAAACGACGAAUUCUCAGAGGUAUUUACUGACAUUUAUCAAGAAUUAAAAAGAAAUUAACAGAAGUUUUAUUUAUUACCGUCGAAAGGAGGUGAUGUUAAUUCAGUUUAAUCUUCACUUCAGUUUGAUAAAUUUGAAUACUCACAAAUCCAAUAAAGAUCUUCAACAAAAGUGGCAUUUUUAGUUUAAUAUUGUGACUAAUCAAUGAGUGGAUUAUAUUUGCUGCUUCAAGCUGCGUCUUUGUACCUCAGAAUAUGAAAUUUCACUGAAAUACUAUUUAAUCACUUGAAAACGAGAAAAGCGAAAUGUAUUACUUAAUGCUGUUUAUAGUCAAAUAUUGAAUGUUGCUAUUUGAUAACUUUAGUGUAAGGCGAGUUUAUUUAAAAGUACUCUUUAUGCUUGCAUAUGAUAGUAAACAAAGGAAUGAAAAUAGAACCGAAUAUUAUUAUCUCAAUAAAAUAGAGAAGAAAUUGUA